AUGGAUAGAAAAGCGGGUUCUUUCGUAUGCGUCACGAAGUCGGCUGCAUCGCGCAAUAAUUCAUGCCAUGAGAAGGCCAAUGAGAGAGAAAAUUCUUUAUUGUGCACGGCUGCUCUUCUUGGACAUACAUUCUGUGUCACGAUUCUUGUUGACUACAGAGGCGCAGAUAUAGAAGAAGUAGGAUCAGUUUCAAUCCAGGGUAGUCAUAUUGCAAGUGGAGUAACUCCCUUAUGGUGUGCUAGUAAUGAAGGCCACUCCUGGGUAGUUGAAUUUCUCCUUUGCAAAGGGGCUAAUCCAAAUGGCGUUUCGAGUAACCAUAGCUCACCGUUGCGAGCAGCAUGCGCAAAUGGCCACUUCUUUGUUGUCAGACUUCUUGUGGAACACGGAGCAGACAUUGAGGCCGCAAAUCAUCAGGGCGUCAAUAGUCUGAUGCUCGCUUCCGUCAAUGGUCAUUUGAAAAUCGUGAAGUACCUCUUGGAUGCUGGCGCUGAUGUGAACAGGAAAGAUCUAACAGGAAAAAGCGCACUGCACGCCUCUGCAGAUGCAGGUCAUCUGGCUGUAACGGAACUUUUGCUGGAUCACAAGGCUCGAAUGGAUGCCGACGACUCAGGAUUAACGCCUUUGAUUUCUGCGAGCUCUCUUGGUCAUAUAGACUUGGUGGAACGUCUAGUAACCAGAGCAGAUCUGGUAUCUGUGAGAGAGAAAGCCGAUGCACUGGAGGUACUGGGCGCUUCCAUUUACAAUCGGACGGGUGAUAUAGUUGUUGCUAUCUACUACUGGAAAACAGCAAUGAGUAUGAGUUGUCCGAAUAAGAAGGAAGAUUCUGGAAUCCGCCUUAAUAGGUCAAGGGAAUCGGACGAAGUCACAGCCAAGGUUACAGCCACAAAGAUUGGUCACCUCACGAUCUAA
Messenger RNA from Macrobrachium nipponense, 909 nucleotides. Its product is annotated as protein fem-1 homolog C-like. NCBI's taxonomy places the organism in Eukaryota, Metazoa, Arthropoda, Malacostraca, Decapoda, Palaemonidae. Gene Ontology annotation, cellular component: nucleus; cytoplasm. The transcript is spliced from 6 exons. Gene Ontology annotation, molecular function: protein binding. The coding region runs from base 1 to 909 and encodes 302 amino acids. The record is from RefSeq and is a predicted model, not a curated record.